UAGGACGAAUCCCUUUCUACGGCAAGAGACCAACUUGUCUCUUUCCGUCUUGCCUAUCGACACAUUUCUUGAGCAUUUAUAGCACUAUCACCGAUCAACAUGAAGUACACUUUCGGUCUCGUCUUGAUGCUGGUGGGCUUGGCCUCCGCACAAUUUCAGUUCUUCGAACAAUUCUUCCAGCAAGGAGGACAGCAAGGCCAAGGUCAACAGGAGAAACAGAACACCAAAAGUGAUUCGAGUUGGUUCCAACAGAAUUGGGAAGCAGCGCACUGCUCAAAUUAUCUUUGUCCCGACACUCUGGCUUGUGUCCAUUUCCCUCAUCAUUGUCCCUGUCCCUUCCCUCAGGUAGAGGAUAAGGUCGAAUUAGGCGAAGGGAUUGCAGUAUGCGCAAGCAAAGGAGGGUUCAAAGCUGGCGAGACGGCUCGCAAGAUCGAAUUGGCUAGGAAAGGCCUCAUUUGAUUUCGUGGCGGUAUACUCCCAACUCCGAGAGCGUCAACAUCGAGUCCGGCCAUCAUGGAUGUCGAAUCGACACAGUCGUCUAGAUCCUUUCUUGUGUCUAGGAUC
This is a messenger RNA of Exophiala viscosa, 564 nucleotides long. RefSeq lists its product as uncharacterized. The transcript is spliced from 3 exons. The record is from RefSeq and is a predicted model, not a curated record. NCBI's taxonomy places the organism in Eukaryota, Fungi, Ascomycota, Eurotiomycetes, Chaetothyriales, Herpotrichiellaceae. Bases 100 to 459 code for a protein of 119 amino acids.